AGAAAUAGAUCGGAUAAAAUUGAAAAUUGAAGAAUUUAUAUAAAAAAAAUAUUGAUAUUUUUUUAGUUCUUCAAAUUAAACUUUAAUGUUCAUUGUUUCAAUAAUUUGACCGGUAGUGUUGCUUAAUAAAAUUUUAAGUAAAUAUACUGUGUUUCCAUAAUCUCUAUGGUUUUUACAACAAUUAUGUUUGUUAAUAUUGUGAAAUAUUGAAUUACCAAAUUCAACAACAGUUUUAAUUUAUUUAAAAGUUUCAGUUCAGUGGAAAAAUAGUAUGUCAGAUUCAGAUUCUAAAAAGAGAAAAAUGGAACUUUCAACUCCAGAGGACGUUAUAACAAAAUUCCACAACUUAGAUGGCGAUUUGAUAUGUGAAAGAAAAAAAAGUUUUUUCACUCUUCUCAAAACUGCCUCCCAAAAGUUAACACCAACAGAAAUAGACUAUGUAAUAGAUAAUUUAAAUCCUAAAUCAUACCAACAAAAACUUUUUUAUGUACAUGCUAUUGUCUAUUUCAAAAAAACUGAACAAUUAAUUCAAGUUCUCAAAGAUUGUAAUAGAGACCAUAUAAAAAUUGCAAUGCGGCAACACUGGUUUAUUCAGGAAGCUUUUAAAGACAUGGCACCCAAUACUUUGGUAAAUGAGUUCUUUCCAGAAGUGUCUUACAGUACUCGUCUUAAACUUCUGAAUAGAAUUCCAUGUUGUUGGAGUGAAGAAAAAAAUGAUGAUCUGUUCAGCUGUCUUCAGCGAAGGUAUGGUUUCUACGUUGCAUCGAAUGUACUACAAGCCUGCUCUGCUACUAUAAUUGAGAAGAUACUCAGUGAACAUGAAACUGUCUUAACCAUAAAUCAAGUUAUUUAUCUGUUGAAUAAAAACGAACGGCUAUUCAACAUAUACGUGGACCAUUGGGAAUCUAUAUUCAAAAAACCUUAUAAAGAAAAAAAUGUCAUAACUUUAUUAGCUUUUAAAUAUCCAAAAUUGUUUCUAGAGUUGUACCGUAAUGAAAAAAUCUGUUGCGACAAAUUAACAGCUUCUGCCAGUAUCAGUUUACUUACCGUUCUUAAAGAAGAACUUUAUAGUGAUUCAUACAGAUUUGGUAAAAUACUGAAUGCCAGAAAAUUAGUUGGAAGUCUUGGGUCAGAAUUUCAAAUAUUUUGCAGACAUCUGAUGCCAAAUAAGUUUGAAGAUUUAAAUGGAAAUUCUUUAUGUUUUCAACUCUUAAAAUAUGUUCCCAGAAAAACAAGAUGGGAAUUAUUUACCCAAUCAUUAAAUAUUGUUUUUCCACACAAAACUAUUAAAAAUUUUCUGGAAAUUAUUGACGAGACUAUUUUAAAGUUGAAUCCAGGUAAGGAAUUAAUACACCAAUGGGCUAGAAUCAAGUAUGAGAACAGUUCCGAUGACAACUUUUUGCAAUACUAUCCUAGUUCUGAGUCCAUUCCAGUUAUCAAGGAAAUGAUAAACCUCUGCUCUGAUAUGCGAAAUAGGCAAUCUUUAAUAAAACAUUUGAUUAGCACAUGUGCCCACAACAAUGAUUUGUUGUCUUUGGAUAAGGUUUUGGAGUAUAUAGUUUCUAGACACAAAAAUGAAGAACCCCAUGCUUAUAUGAGACAAAUACAAUUUUUACUUACGGCUUUUAAAACUGAAGAGUUUACUAAAGAACACUGGAAUUUUAUACAGCAACAGCUUGUUCUGAUGCGUGCAAAGGAUGUUGUUCAUUAUUCAGAGUAUAUUGAUAUAGAGGUAGCAUUUUUGGAAUACGCAUACAAAAAUGAUCGUAAUGCUUUCAAAUUAGAAGCUAUCGAGUUUAUGAAACGUGCAUGUGAUAACUCGUGGAAUUAUAAACGGAAUUUCGAGAAUUCUAAAUUGAAAUAUGAAAUCUUUCUAGAAUUAGUGUCGUGUCUUAAAGAGGUACCAUCAACAUCUGUCUAUUACAACGAUUUUCAAGCUUGUAUAAUAACUGAUUUGGUUGAUUUGUGCAAAAAUUAUCCCGAAAAAUGUAUUAAUAUAUCGGACUAUCCAGAAUUUGUGUCUGUCAUUGAAACAAUAUUGGCAAAAGAUGAAGAAUUUAGCUAUAGCGACUUUCAAGUUAUAUCGUCGAUAUUAACUUAUAACAUGGAAUUUCCACAGUUCGCUUUGACUUUUUUAACAGAAGAAAAAGUAUUGAAAGUAUUAAAAAAUAUUGCAAAUAUAUAUAGUAUAUGGUCUUUUAUCGAGUCUCUUACUUCAAAGAAAUGUUUUUCAGUAUUAGAAACAAACAUUCUAACUUCCUUGAUUGACCAAGUUGAUGAUAAUGGAUGGGAAUUGAGAUAUAUAUUUAAAUCCUUAGUUGUACAUCACCCAAAAAUUAUUUUGAAAUAUAUAAACAAAAUUGGGUACUCAAUGGAAUUUUGCAAGGAAAUGAAGCAUUAUUCUCAUUUGGAACUUGAUAAGAAGAUCUGUGAUUAUUUUAUAAAUGAUUGGCCGGAAGCAACAGAUGCAAGAAAAGAAACAGCUUUAAAGAUUCUUAUACAACUACUAGACGAGGACGAAUUUACUAAAUUUUUUAACGAGCACUUAAAAAUAUCUUUAACUAAACAUGAAAAUACUGAUGAGAUUGUCCUCAAUAAAGUUCAGAAGCAAAUACUAUGUUCUUUUAAAGAAGUUUUGCUUCCACAGAAAUACAUACCUUUGUUAUUAAAUGCGUGUGACGGAAAUUUCCAGGAAGCUGCACUACCUUCUUUUUGCAGUUUAUUUGCAAGAUCUCCUGAAAAAGUUCUUUAUUCUUACAUUGAAAGUAUGUUUAAGCAAAAUCCACAAAUGCAAGAAUGUAGCUUAAUACUAAGUAACCAAUUUUUGGAGCAAAAUUAUGUUGUUAAAUUAAUCAAAAUCAUAAAACCAACCUCUUAUUGUACUCUUAAAUUCAUAUGCUUGUUUGCACUAAAACUUUUCGUUAAAACAGAAUUUGAAGAUGUAUUAAAUUUAUUUAUAAACUUUACGAACAUGUUUGAAGAGUAUGAUAGAGGGAUUUUUUCUUCUUUUAUAAAAACGAAAGUGUCCAAGAAAUAUGCUUCUCGAUAUAUUGAAACUUGCUGGAACAUGAUCGAACGUUUCAUGUUAGCCAAAAAGAAAAGUUACGACUUUUUGGACAAAUUACUUGCACAAACAUUAGACGAAGAAGUUGUAAAAUCUCUGUCGUCAACGUUUGUUAAAAAUAUAAUUACAAAAUAUUUCACCGAAGGUGAUAAACGUUUGUCCAAUAUCAAUUCCUUCGUCUUGUAUUGUUUAGCCUAUCGAGAAGAAGAUAAUGAAAUUAAUUAUAAAAUGAUAUUUCAAAUGCUUGCUAAAUUGAGCAAAGGAAACAUUUGUUUAUUCUGUUACAAUUUCGUAGAAUUUCAAAAUAAUAUAAAUCAACGAUCAUUUGUUGAUAAUUUUAUACAACAUUGGAAACAGAACUUCGUUGCUAAGGAUACAAUCAAUGAACACGUUAUGCUGAAUCUGCUGUUCAAAAGUAUGAACGAGUCAAAAGAAGAUUUUGCGAAAAGUGUUGUAGAUUCUCUUCUACGAUCAAUUUCUGAUGUGGGUCCUUUUGUUUAUCUAGUUUACGCUAGAAACUUGGACGAGUUACUCAGUAAAACCAAACGUUUUAAUAUAUAUGAUUUACUACAUUUAAUGUUAUUAUACAAGCCGUCAUCAACAAUAUAUAUUUUUGUACUUAAUCUUUUAAAGCCUGUAGAUGAUGAAGAAACUGAAGAGGUGAAAAUUACUUACAAAAGUAUAUUAGGUAUAUUAAAAGACUCAAAAGAACCUAUUGUAAAAUGUUGUUAUGAACAGUAUGUUUAUAACAAUAAAAGUGCGUUCUAAUAAUCUUAUUAGCAUUCUCAACAUACCUAUACCUUCUGCAAAAUUUCAUGAUGCAUUUGCUUCACAAAUGUUUGCAUAUUCUCACUAACGUUGCUAAUUACAUUAUGUACUAUAAUACGAUCUGGAAAUUGUACGGAGUGAUUUAUUUUUAAAGUAUUUACAGCUACGGAGUAAGAGCGGAAAGACGUGUGUAAGACCAUAGACAUGGAGGUUGUUGAACAAAUAUUAACAGCAAUUAUAUUAAUAUUUAAUUUUGAAAAGUGCCUCAGAUUUUCGUGGAUAAAGGGGCAUCAUCAUCGAUUUCCGCAGAAAUUUACCUUAAUGUUUGAAGUUAACUCCAAAAGAAAGUGAAUGAUUUUUUUGACGAAUAAACCUUCGUACUUCAUCAUCCAAAAAUAUUGGUUUGAGGUCUUCUAUAUAGCGUCUACUACGUUAGAUAAAAAAAAAUAAGACAAUUUUCAGUUAAAUGUUCAAUACUGCAAUACAUUUUAACAAAAUCAAUAAUUGAAUAUUAAUUUGUUAACUACGCUUAAAUUGAAAAAAAAAUAUUUUAGCAUUAAUUAAAAAAUCAAAUAUGGUAACAAGUAGUCUGAAUUAAUAUCAGGAAACGUAAUAUUACAUAUUUGCAAAUAAUAUUAUACCAGGCAUGUAUCCCAACAAAUUCCAAAAUAAUAUACACAAUCUCUUUUAAUAAUCAGAUAGAUAUAAAUAUGAUAAAUAAAUAAAACUGAUUUCAACUGUAACCAAUGUAAUUCAACCAGUCUUAAUAAUUAAAUGUUUAUUUAAAUUAUUGCAGUAUGUAUUAGACUAUAAUAUAUAAUUAAAUGUUAUACUUUUGUUAUUUCAAUUAAAAGUUUAUUUUUAUUGGCUGCUAAGAAAAGUUUUUAUAUUUACUAGUGUUUUUUAUUAAAAAAUCUAUUAA
Molecule: messenger RNA, 4754 nt
Organism: Diabrotica balteata
Lineage: Eukaryota; Metazoa; Arthropoda; Insecta; Coleoptera; Chrysomelidae
Source: the annotation of a GenBank genome assembly